CUUUCUUGAUGGUACUAGAGAUUGAACUCAGGGCCUUAUGCUGCACUUUUGCUCCAGCAAAGUUCACUGUGCACCCACUCAGGGAUGCUUGUAGACCUCUAGCAGCUCACAGUGCCCCUUUCUUCCCCUUGCAGGACAAGUGCAGCCCACCCCUCAGUACAGGUUCCGGAAGAGGGACAAAGUGAUGUUUUACGGCCGGAAGAUCAUGAGGAAGGUGACCACGCUCCCCCACACACUUGUUGGAAAUACAGCCACACCCCGGCAACGAUCCAGGAAGAGGACUAAGAUGCUGUCUUUGGCUAAGAGGAUUCUGCGUUUCAAAAAGGAAUACCCCACUCUGCAGCCCAAGGAACCCCCACCCUCCCUGCUGGAGGCUGAUCUCACAGAGUUUGAUGUGAAGAAUUCUCAUCUCCCAUUGGAAGUAUUGUACAUGCUGAAAAAUGUCCGGGUCCUGGGCCACUUUGAGAAGCCACUGUUUCUAGAGCUUUGCAAACACAUGGUCUUUGUGCAGCUGCACGAGGGAGAGCAUGUCUUCCAGCCAGGGGAACCAGACACUAGCAUCUAUGUGGUGCAGGAUGGACGACUUGAGGUCUGCAUUCAGGACACCGAUGGCACUGAGGUGGUGGUCAAAGAGGUUCUGGCGGGAGACAGUGUGCACAGCCUCCUCAGCAUUCUGGACGUUAUCACUGGUCACACUGCACCCUACAAAACAGUCUCUGCCCGUGCAGCUGCCCCAUCCACUAUCCUCCGGCUUCCAGCAGUGGCUUUUCAAGGAGUUUUUGAGAAAUACCCCGAAACCCUGGUGAGGGUGGUACAGAUCAUCAUGGUGAGGCUGCAAAGGGUGACCUUCCUGGCUCUGCACAACUACCUGGGUCUUACCACGGAGCUCUUCAAUCCUGUGAGUGCAGCACCACCUACACAGCCUGCAGUGACUCAUGCUGUCAGGGUGGCAUCAGCUGUCCUGAGGGCACCCUUGCCUGUGUGGGCCAGCUCAACCCAGGCUGUGGAUUUUCAGGACUUUGGGAGGUGACAGUGGUCUGAGUUUACAUUUCUGCUUAAGCAGAUGCCCACUGAUGUGUUGGGUGACUCCUGGAAGUCACCCAGUUGGGUGACUUGGGGUGGGUUGAGCUACUCAGACACUGGAGCUUAUCCGGCCUCACUGCUCACUAGUAGCUGUGCCAUGCUCCUGAGGCUGAUGUUCUAGGACAGCAUGGUGUCUGAACCUGGGCCAAGGCCUUCCUUAUCCCCUGCUUUGCACAGAGUGCCACCUGCCCAGACACCAUGGCUGUGGAGUGAGCCAUCACUUCUUCCUGUCUCUCCAGUCCCUCUUGCUGGCACUUGACUCUGUGUCCUGCCCUUGACUGACACUCACUGAGCUGAUACUGAGCUGUGACCUUUUGGGAGGGGAUAAAACAUUGCCUAGUGUGCAAGACCCUCAAAUCUUGACUCUUCCACUUCCUGGUGUGACCUGGCCAGACACCUAGCCUGUGAAGUGAAAUGAGACUAGUUCCCAACUAGAAGAACUCU
Castor canadensis (American beaver) is the source of this 1527-nucleotide messenger RNA. The record is from RefSeq and is a predicted model, not a curated record. NCBI's taxonomy places the organism in Eukaryota, Metazoa, Chordata, Mammalia, Rodentia, Castoridae.